GCAAUGUUCCCAUUAUUAAAAUACUCUGAAAAAUAGCAAAUAUAAACCUUAAACAAAUCCCUCCAAAGUUUACGCACACAAAGUCACAAACUUCAAUUUGAUUUCUUCCAAGUCCUAACACUGCUACUGACUUGCAGUCACCUGAAAUAGCAGAGUCGCACUCUUUAUAUAUAAAACACACAGAAAGACAGAGAAACGGAGCGCCAGAAAAUGAGUUUGGGAGGUGUUGGACGCAUAGCUAUUUGUGGGUAUCGCAGGAUUUUGGCUUCACAUUUGCCUCACGUGCAAAGGAUCACUCUUCAAUUCUCUCGCCAGAUGAGUACAGAGAUGCAGAGUGUUGCUUCCAGGCUUCAAAGUUCUGGCUUGUUACGGACACAGGGUCUUAUUGGAGGCAAAUGGACUAAUGCAUAUGAUGGGAAGACUUUGGAGGUUAACAAUCCAGCAACAGGUGAAAUUAUUGCGGAGGUCGCAUGCAUGGGCAGAAAGGAGACAAAUGAUGCUAUAUCUUCAGCCUUUGAUGCAUAUAAAUCUUGGAGCAAACUUACUGCUGCAGAGAGGAGCAAGCGUUUGCGGAAAUGGUACGAUCUACUUAUGGCCCACCAAGAAGAGCUUGGACAAUUAAUAACGUUGGAGCAAGGAAAACCCCUAAAAGAAGCCAUGGGUGAGGUUGGCUAUGGGGCCAGUUUUAUUGAGUUCUUUGCGGAGGAAGCAAAACGUGUAUAUGGCGAUAUAAUUCCUCCGACUCUACCUGAUCGUAGGCUAUUUGUUUUAAAACAGCCUGUAGGUGUUGUUGGUGCAAUUACACCGUGGAACUUCCCCUUGGCUAUGAUUACCCGAAAGGUUGGUCCUGCCCUUGCUUGUGGCUGUACAGUGGUUAUAAAACCCUCUGAACUUACACCUCUCACAGCUUUAGCAGCAGCUGAGCUUGCUCUUCAAGCUGGAAUACCACCGGGUGCUGUGAAUGUGGUUAUGGGGAAUGCUCCUGAUAUUGGGGAUGCUUUGCUUGCAAGUCCACAGGUGAGGAAGAUAACCUUUACAGGAUCAACAGCUGUUGGAAAGAAACUGAUGGCAGGAGCUGCUGGGACUGUUAAAAGGGUAUCUUUAGAACUUGGUGGCAAUGCACCCUGCAUAGUCUUUGAUGAUGCAGACCUGGAUGUGGCAAUAAAAGGAACGCUGGCAGCAAAGUUUCGUAAUAGUGGACAGACCUGUGUAUGUGCAAAUAGAGUACUUGUUCAAGAAGGUAUCUAUGAUAAAUUUGCAGAUGCUUUUUCAAAAGCUGUCCAGAAUCUAAAAGUUGGGGAUGGCUUUAGAGAAGGGGUGGUACAGGGUCCUCUAAUUAAUGAAGCAGCCGUGAACAAGGUUGAAACCUUUCUUCAAGAUGCUGUAUCAAAGGGAGCAAAAGUCCUUCUUGGGGGCAAAAGGCAUAGCCUUGGAAUGACCUUUUAUGAGCCUACAAUCAUUAGUGAUGUUAAUAGUGAGAUGCUUCUUUCCAGGGAGGAAGUGUUUGGACCUGUUGCACCACUUUUGCGUUUCAAAACUGAGGAGGAGGCUAUACACAUGGCUAAUGACACAAAUGCAGGGUUAGCUGCUUAUAUAUUUACAAACAAUGUUCAACGUACAUGGCGCGUUUCUGAGGCUCUUGAAUAUGGACUUGUUGGCGUCAAUGAAGGAAUAAUUUCAACAGAGGUGGCUCCUUUUGGCGGUAUUAAACAGUCUGGUCUUGGACGGGAAGGUUCCAAGUAUGGGAUGGAUGAAUAUCUGGAAAUCAAAUAUGUAUGCUUGGGGGACAUGAACCGAAAUUGAUGGGCGAGGUCAAUACUCAGACAAAUUACCAAGCUCAUGAUAAUAGGUGAAAUAAAAUGUCUCUGCUGCAGUUGAGUUGUAAUUUGAAGAUAAGCUAGGGGGGAGAAAGUGCGAUCUCAAGCGUUUGAUGUAAAUGCGGAAUUGAGCUAUAUAAAUGGGUACUUCCUCUGAGAUUGUAUCUAAAUAAGUGCAAUAGCCGAUGAGAAACUUUUGGUUAUACUAUGCAUGUUUUGUGUCCUUAAACUUCUUUCUGUGGUAAUAAAAAAGAAAAGACUUUUGUUCA
This is a messenger RNA of Pistacia vera, 2086 nucleotides long. Its product is annotated as succinate-semialdehyde dehydrogenase, mitochondrial. The transcript is spliced from 21 exons. Lineage: Eukaryota; Viridiplantae; Streptophyta; Magnoliopsida; Sapindales; Anacardiaceae. The record is from RefSeq and is a predicted model, not a curated record. The coding region runs from base 211 to 1803 and encodes 530 amino acids. Gene Ontology annotation, molecular function: succinate-semialdehyde dehydrogenase (NAD+) activity. Gene Ontology annotation, biological process: GABA catabolic process.